AUGUUCAACGCGCAUGAGUGCAUCCCGUCUACAUCGUCGUCGUCAGCGAAUUCCGGCAAACUGCUUAUCGAUAAUGACCGGUAUUGUGUGCGGUCCGCACCGUGCACCAUGUACAAGGAGCAUUUGUAUAGAACCACAACUCAUCCCGGUGGCCCAGAAGCGACUGCAGUCUACGAUGUACCUAAAAGCUCAUUACCGAGGACAAAUCCUCACUGUACUGGGCGCAGUCUGGGAGUCUCCAGCGCUGUUGCAAAGCCAGCAUUAGUGGAUGUCAGUAACAAUGGCGAUGAUAAUCAAAUCUUGAUGGCCGUCCCAGUUAGGUCUUCGCAUGGCGUCACCACUGUUGAUGGUGGCAAUGAAGAAGUGCGAGAAUGUAGUACAAAAUGGUGUUAUACGGAGCAGCGACCAAGUGCUGGAGCAAAACAGUGGACGAGGAUGGAUUCGCGUAGUCUCAGUCAGCAGGAGAUAAUCGAGCAGCAGAAACGUGAAAUUCGCCGACUGAUGAAAGAAAAUGAGGAACUCAAACGUUGUGUUGCAGCGCAAAAGCUUGCCGCUCACAGACAACCAGCAAGCGACACAAAAAAUGCUAACUCUCAACCGGUGGCUGAUAGUGGUGCAUCGGACGAUAGCUACGAUUCGUUCAGCUCAUCAAACGAGCUUCAAAUGUCCAGUACCAAAGCAAUCACUCAUUGUUAA
This is a messenger RNA of Gongylonema pulchrum, 696 nucleotides long. NCBI's taxonomy places the organism in Eukaryota, Metazoa, Nematoda, Chromadorea, Rhabditida, Gongylonematidae. The record is from the annotation of a GenBank genome assembly.